Molecule: messenger RNA, 3408 nt
Organism: Paramuricea clavata
Lineage: Eukaryota; Metazoa; Cnidaria; Anthozoa; Malacalcyonacea; Plexauridae
Source: the annotation of a GenBank genome assembly
CACCAUUAAUGCUCUGGUAAUAUGUCAAAUCAAAGAUAUUGUAUGUUUCAGAUGUAAUGGUGUAGAACAUUUCAUUCUGAAAAUUAUUGACAAGUUACCUGACAUGGAAAUGAUCAUCAAUGUUCAUGACUAUCCACAGGUAUUAUCCAUCAUCCACACUGAUCAUUUUCAUUACAUAUUCAGUGGCAAAAUCCUGUGGAUUUAAUUACCUCUGUCAGUAGUUUAAUUCCUUUAAGCUUAAGUUAAUUUUGAUUUCUUAUUUGUCUUAAGACAACCAAAUGGAUGGAACCAGUUCCUGUGUUUUCAUUUAGCAAGGUGAGUGCUGGCUGCAAAUAGAAAUACAAUUGUUGCAAUCAUCACCACUGUGAUCAUUAUAACCAUUUUCAUACCACCAUCAUAAUUGUCACCAUUGUUAUCACCAUCCCCACAUCAUCAUUAUCAUUAUCCCCACCAUCAUUAUCACUAUCCCCACCAUCAUCAUCAUUACCAUCAUCACUAUCAUCACCAUUAUCACAAUUAUCACCAACAUCAUCAUCACCAUCAACCACCAUCAUCAUUAGUCAUACCAUUAUCCCCAUCAUCAAUACUAUGUACUAUACCAUUGACACCACCACCAUCAUCAUCACCAUUACUACCAUCAUCACCACCAUGACUACCACCAUCAUCACUAUCACAAUUAUCACCAACAUCACCACCAUCAUCACCAUCAACCACCAUCAUCAUUAGUCAUUACCAUUAUCCCCAUCAUCAAUACUAUGUACUAUACCAUUGACACCACCACCAUCAUCAUCACCAUUACUACCAUCAUCACCACCAUGACUACCACCAUCAUCACUAUCACAAUUAUCACCAACAUCACCACCAUCAUCACCAUCAACCACCAUCAUCAUUAGUCAUUACCAUUAUCCCCAUCAUCACCAUUACUAUCAUCAUCACCAUUGACACCACCACCAUCAUCAUCAUCAUUACUACAAUCAUUAUCACCAUCAUGACACCACCAUCAUUAUCACUAUCGCCAUCACUUACCAUCAUAAAUCCUGUAUUAUACAAUUUAUAUUCUAGACAAAGAAUGAGUAUGACAUAAUGUAUCCAGCAUGGACGUUCUGGGAAGGAGGACCGGCUGUGUGGCCAAUUUAUCCCACUGGUUUGGGAAGAUGGGAUCUGAUGAGGACAGACUUGGAAAAGUGAGUAAAGUGAUGUCAUUGAUAUGCUGUUUCUGGCUUGAUUGUUAAUAAGUUGUUUUUUUUGACAGAAAAGCGAAAGAAUUUCCUUGGGAAAAGAAAGAAUCAAAAGGGUUUUUCAGGGGUUCAAGGUACCUCGUUAUUUUGAAUAAUCUUCACACUUUUACAGUAGUUAUAGAUUAUAAUAAAAGAAAUAAACAUUGAUUUUAAGUGUUGAAUGCUAGUGUAAAGUAACAAAUAUAUAGUUUGUGAGCUUGGAUGUAUGAUGCAACUACUUGAAAAAUGAGAACUUCGUCAUUUAGAGCGAACGGAAGGCCUUUCAUCUGGAAGUGACUUCACUAAAAGAAAGCCCAAACCCGAAAGGGAAGUUUGUUCUUAUUUCUCACAUAGAGUUCAGUUGUGUUAUACAUCCAAGCCUGCAAAUUACCAUUAUUUUCUCAAUCUGAUAACUGCAGGUUGACCAACAUUUGCUGCACGAUAGUGUUCAGUGAAACCUGUCGACACAAUGUAUUUUUGAUAUUAUUUAUUAUGACGGUUUUUAUUUGUAUACAGGACAAGUGCUGAGCGCGAUCCUCUUGUUUUACUCUCAAGAAAGGAGCCUGAGUUAGUAGAUGCACAGUACACUAAAAAUCAAGCGUGGAAAUCUGAUGCUGUAAGUAAACGAGUUGAAGUUCUCCUUGUAUUUCUCAGGUAGGAGUAUCCCUAUCAAUCCGCAGAUUAACAUUACCUACAAAGUGUAAAGCAAUGGUCAAACGAGGAUGAGAGUUGAUGAAAGUAGACAAGCGAGAGUUUGCAUGAAAGUUUUCUCAAUUUGCAUGCCCCGGUCAAACGUGACAAGAGUUGUAUGAGAUUUGAGUAGGCUUGUAUACUAGUUGCAACUCUUAUCUUAUUUGAAUAUACAGGGCGUCUAUUUGAUAAACUACAGACAGUACAGUACCUCAAUUUGCAAGUUAAAGAUAGUAUUUGUAGCGUUUUGUCUUGAGUCAUUGAGAUUUAAGUACAUCAAACAUGAGUGUAUUCUCAAAUUCUAUAGGACACAUUGCAUGCACCAGCUGCCAAAGAAAUUCCUUUACAAGAUCACUGUCCAUACAAGUAAGUAUAUUGACCAAAAACUUGUUACUUUAGUUCAGCCGUUUUCUUUUGUACUUGACCAAAAAAUGAUGUUUCUAGGUAUUUAUUCAAUUUUCGUGGUGUUGCGGCAAGUUUUCGCUACAAACAUCUUUUUCUUUGCGGUUCUGUUGUCUUCCAAGUUGGAGAUGAAUGGCUAGAAUUCUUCUACACCGCUUUGAAACCCUGGGUUCAUUAUGUUCCUGUCAGAACAGAUCUCUCAGACGUGAGGUAUGUUUAUGUGUUUUCUUUGAUUCAUUGAAGUUGUUUAAACAAGUUGACAUCUGAACGAUCUUGUAACAAGCUUGGCGAAUGUCAGUUGACAUGAUUAAAAUUGAUUUGCAGGGAUUUGAUUGAAUUUGCUCGAGCUAAUGAUAAAGUUGUUCACGAAAUUGCUAAAAGGUAACAGUCUAACCCUCUAAAUUGCUUGUCUGACUUUGAAGCUUGUACAGUACAAUGAGCUGAGGCUAACUGUACUAGUUGACCUUGAAAUGAGCUCAUGCGUGACAUUUGGAAGACAACUUGAACCAAACCUCUACUCAGUAGAGAGAAUAAUGAACUCCAAUUUCUUUCAUUAUAACUGACAAAUUUUUGCUAAGAGGUGUAGGUGAAAUUUGAUAGCAAACAUACGUGUACUACAUUUUUAGUUGAUGACCAUGCACAGUACCAUAAUUAUAAAAAACAUUGUACUGAAACGAUUCUGGAUGUAUUAACUAUGAUGUAUUAUUGAACUUUGUAUAAUGAGAAAGUGUUUCGUUCAAUUUCAGAGGUGAAAAGUUUAUUUGGGAUCAUUUACGAAUGGAAGACGUGCAUUCUUACUGGAAACGAUUGCUUAAGAAAUAUGCUGAACUUCUGAAGUGGAAGCCCGAGUUAAACAAAGAUUUUAAGAAGAUUAAGAAAAAGUCGACGUACUAAUCUGUGACACAAACAUUUAGCAAGAACCUUUUAAUGUGAUUUAAUUUAUUGUAGGUAAUCGUAUUAGCACAACGCUUUGGGGCCGGCGUUGUUGCUCGUGCCAAAGGGAGGGGACAGCAAGCAAGAGACUCUUCCUGAAAACUGUUGACAAUUAAUUUAUGACUGUACAAAAUUAACAUAUUUGACGCAACGUUUGAUAUGAAAG